AUGAAUGUCAUCGUUCAGGAUGGCAACGACUACUUUUCGGCCCAGGAUUGGGGAAAAGCAGCCGAACGCACCAUGUGCUCGGCGCUUGGCUUUGAUGCCAUACUACUGAGCUGUCAGGACUCGUUUGGCAUCGCCCGCCAGGACGUUAUGACUUUUGAUGCCGCCUUCCUCGCGGAUCCCGCCUAG
Molecule: messenger RNA, 186 nt
Organism: Penicillium vulpinum
Lineage: Eukaryota; Fungi; Ascomycota; Eurotiomycetes; Eurotiales; Aspergillaceae
Exons: 2
Coding region: 1-186 (61 amino acids)
Source: RefSeq, a predicted model, not a curated record